This is a messenger RNA of Python bivittatus (Burmese python), 2633 nucleotides long. NCBI's taxonomy places the organism in Eukaryota, Metazoa, Chordata, Lepidosauria, Squamata, Pythonidae. The record is from RefSeq and is a predicted model, not a curated record.
UAGCCCCUAUGACAAACAUGAGCUGGAGUUUCCUCACCCGCCUGCUGGAAGAAAUUCACAAUCACUCCACUUUUGUGGGGAAGAUCUGGCUCACCGUCCUCAUCGUCUUCCGCAUUGUCCUGACGGCCGUCGGAGGCGAGUCCAUCUAUUCGGAUGAACAGAGCAAAUUCACCUGUAACACCAAGCAGCCGGGCUGCGAUAAUGUCUGCUACGAUGCCUUCGCGCCUCUUUCACACGUCCGGUUCUGGGUCUUCCAGAUCAUUAUGAUCUCCACCCCGUCCGUCAUCUACUUGGGCUACGCCAUACACCGGAUCGCCAGGUCCUCGGAGGAGGAGAAGAGGUUUCGGAGCCUCAAGAAGAAGAAGCAGUUUGUGCUCCACUGGCAGGCAGCUCACAACCUGGAAGACUCCCUGGGCGCAGAAGAAGAGCCCAUGAUAGCUGAGGAGAUGGUGGAGAAUGAGGAGAAAGAGAAGACGAAGGAAGAGGAGAAGAAGAAGGGACAGAAACAUGAUGGCAGGAGGCACAUCCAAGAGGAGGGGCUGAUGAAGAUUUAUGUCUUCCAGCUUCUUACCAGAGCCUCCUUCGAAGUGUGUUUCCUGGUAGGGCAGUAUAUGCUCUAUGGGUUUGAGGUCAGACCCUACUAUCUUUGCACCCGAGACCCUUGCCCCCAUAACGUGGACUGCUUUGUGUCGAGGCCGACAGAGAAGACCAUCUUCCUCCUGGUGAUGUAUGUGGUCAGCUGCCUUUGUCUGUUGCUCAACUUGGCAGAGAUGUGCCAUCUGGGCAUUGGGACCAUUCGAGACGCCAUCCGCGAGCGAAAAAUCCACAGCUUCAGACAGCCACCUUACAAUUACGCUGCCUACCCAAAGAACAUCUCCUGCCCGCCAGAGUAUAACCUGGUGGUGAAAUCAGACAAACAAGCCAAGAUCCCCAACAGCCUGAUGGCUCACGAGCAGAACAUGGCCAAUGUGGUCCAAGAACAGCAGUGCACCAGCCCUGAUGACAACAUCCCCCCAGAUUUGUCUACCCUCCAUAAACACUUACGGGUGGCUCAGGAGCAGCUGGACAUCGCUUUCCAGAGCUACAACGGCACUCAGGGGAACGGCCAGCCCUCAAGAACCAGCAGCCCAGCCUCCAGUGGGUCUAUGGCGGAGCAGAACCGAGCCAACACUGCCCAGGAGAAACAUGGGGCCAAGCCAAAAGCCAGUUCAGAGAAGGGGAGCGUAAAUGGCAAAGAUGGGAAAAACUCUGUGUGGAUCUAGAGAGGGGUGAACAGGCCAAGGGGCCCAACUGCCUGGUGGGUGCGCAUCGGGAGAGGGGGGUGCCUUCUUUGAUGAAAUGGGCUUUGUUUAAGAGAACGCUAGGCACCGGCAAGGCCAGAGUGGGAACGCCACCCAGUAGUUAACAAGAGGCCUUUUCUUAACCCCUUGAUUUGUUUACGCUCCCACCUUUCAUUUUCCGGGAAAAAGCAGGAUCUUUGCGCUCCGAAAGCAGCAGCGUGAGAAGGAUCCGUCCUCGACGUUUGUCCUCGUUCUUCCAGGGAAGAUUCAAACAAGGUGCUGAUUGCAAGAUUUAUCCUUCGACUUGAGGCUCCAGAGACCCGAAGAGAGAGAAUGCAAUUUCUCCAAGAGACCGCCGACAACCCUUGGGCACGAGAGCCCAGCUUCCCAACCUGCCUUGCUCGGUUGGGGUUCUCAGGUCCAAUAAAACAGCCUGUCCCACACUGGAGUCCUCCAGAAGCGUUGAGGGCACGGAAAGAUGUCAGAAGUUUUACGAAGCAGACCAGCAACGCCAGCAACACCAACACCCUACAUCAGAAUGCAGAACCAACCAGUUUUCAUGCAGGUUUUUAAAAAAUCUCUUAUAUACCCGUGGUAUUAAAAAAGUGCAUACUGAAAGAUGAAUCUAUAAUGCAAGAAAAACCAAACCAAACCAGGUAUCUGUGUCUUUUUAACAAUAGCUGUUCCCAGGUCAGCAUUUCCACCCCAAAAACACUGAAGGGUUUUAGUCUUUAUGAGGCUGUUUUGAGAUCACGGCACCUUCUUUGCUCUCAGCCUUUGGGUGGAAAUGGCACCAGAGAAGACCGCGCACCUUCUCCCUUUCAAAGACCAGACAGAACCAAAGCUGAGACGCCCUGCCGCUCACAUUCCAUUCCACUGGGAAAUACUUGAAAUUAACUAAAUAGCCAUAACAAAUCUAUGCUGUUAACGACGUUUCUCCCUUUUUUUGGGGGGGGGUCUUUUUGUUGUACGUUUUACUAAUGUGCCAUUUGUGUAAGAAACAUUUUGGCUGUGUUCACAUGACCCAUUUAACCAGCCCAGUUAUAGAGAGCAGCGGUGUUCACACCUGCUUACCUUUGCCAAGUCCUCCUCUUGCUUUGUAGGUGUGCAAAUUCACCUGGUUAGAUUACAGAUUUCUGAGGAUUAUAUGAACUGAGAAGAUGGAUUAGCUCAGUAGCUAGUUAAGCCGUUCGUGUGAACGCAGCCAGAAAGUAUGACGUUGGCCCCUGUCUUCUAAUAUGUUUCAUUGUAAAUACUACUUACAAGUUGUACAUGGAAUAAUUACUUAACAAACAACAAAAACUUUUGGAUGUUCGGUGUUCAGUACUAAUAAAAUGGAACAAACUGUUCACU